Messenger RNA from [Torrubiella] hemipterigena, 1266 nucleotides. Lineage: Eukaryota; Fungi; Ascomycota; Sordariomycetes; Hypocreales; Clavicipitaceae. The record is from the annotation of a GenBank genome assembly.
AUGUUGAAAUCGGCUCUCGUCACGGCCCUCUUGGCCAGUACAUCGGUGCUCGCCGAAGGCACCGGCACUCAGUGCUCUCUCGAUAAGAAGUGCCCCGAAGACAAGCCCUGCUGCUCUCAGUUUGGCGAAUGCGGUGUUGGCGCCUACUGCCUUGGUGGCUGCGACCCUCGCAUGUCCUUUUCUCUUGAGGCCUGUGUUCCCGCUCCCGUCUGCCAGGACAAGAAGAUGGACUUCAAGAACAUUAAGAAGACGGUUGCCCCCAACAACAUCUACCUCGGUGACCCUUCCAAGGCUGACUGGGUCUCAUCCGGUGAACCUGCUCAGUAUGGUGACUACGGUCUUCUUACCAUGGGCGAGAACAGUUUCGGUACCGUUCUUUCUUCCACCCGCUACAUGUGGUACGGCAACGUCAAGGCCCGCAUGAAGACCUCUCGAGGCCGCGGUGUCGUUACUGCCUUUAUUCUCUUCUCUGAUGUCAAGGAUGAAAUCGAUUACGAGUGGGUUGGUGUCGACUUGAAGACAACCCAAACCAACUACUACUUCCAAGGUAUCCCCGAUUACCACCACUCUGGCAACCUCACCAUGACCGACAGCUACGAAAACUUCCACGACUACGAGAUCCGCUGGACCCCCGACCAAAUCAUGUGGCUCAUCGAUGGCGACGAGAAGAACGCGCGUGUGUUCAAGAAGUCGGACACCUGGAACAAGACGACCAACUCGUGGGAUUUCCCCCAGACUCCCUCCCGCAUCCAGCUCUCCUUGUGGCCUGCCGGUUCGCCCAAGAACCCUCCCGGCACCGUCAACUGGGCUGGUGGUUACAUUGACUGGAACAGCCCUGCCAAAGAGGGACCUUACUACUUUGCCACUAUUGACUCCGUCGAGGUCGAAUGCUGGAAGGCCAAGAGCGGACAGCCCGGCAGCAACAGCGGCAAGAGCUACAGCUACAACUCGCUGGCUGCCUACAACAACACCGUUGUUGACAGUGACAAGGACACCGUUCUGGGCUCUCUCUACGCUACUGGUCUCGACAUGAAGAAGGGCAAGACUGACACGUCCGACAGCGCCAACACCAUCCCCGGUGGUGGCUCUCCUGGCCAGGACCACUCUGGCGAUGCUCCCAAGUCUGGCAACUCUGGUACCAACGGAGAUCCUGAUUCUUGCCCUCCCGGCACAUGGACGCAGCAGUGCGGCAAGAGUACGGGUUCCAAGACCAGCGCCAGCGCCCUUGCCAUCAUCAUUGCCGCCAGCGCACUCUUUUGGCUGUAA